AUGUCUACCACAAAAAGUUCCAAAGUGCGAAUACGCAAUUUCAUUGGUCGAAUUUUUUCGCCUGGCGAUCGAGAUCGAGGGGAUGAAGAAAUGAAGCCAUCGUCUUCUGCUAUGGAUAUUAGUCAACCAUAUAAUACUGUUCAUCGUGUACAUGUUGGAUAUGAUGGACAGAAAUUUAGUGGUUUGCCUGCACCGUGGAUGGAUAUAUUGCUCAGAGAUAUCAGGUUUGUUGUGGUUCUCACAUAUCCCAAAAACUAGAUUCUCUUCUCAAGAAGAUUCUGAAAACUUUUUCGAGGAUUUAAAGGUGAAACUUUGUCAGUGUUAAAUUUCUGAACUCUAUAGGAUCCAUUUUAAGCAAAAGUGCCUUUCCCCCCCUUUCGAUGCUAGUUUUUUUUCGAAUGAAUUAUGACUGAAAUACUUCUCUUUUUUUCUAAUUUAUUACUCACACUUUUUCCGAGUUCAAUAAUUAGAAAAUGUUUUUCUGUUUCAGUCUUGCCGACCAAAAAUCGAAUCCGAAUGCAGUUGUGACUGCAUUGAAGUUCUAUGCACAAUCAAUGAAAGAAACGGAAAAGACAAAGUUUAUGACAACUAAUAGUGUAUUCACAAAUAGCGAUGAUGAUGAGGUUUGUUUCGCUUUUUUGUUUCUGUAUUAUAUGAAUAUUUUAUCAGGUUGAUGUACAAUUGACUGGAGAAGUGACGGAACAUUUGAGAAAGUUACGAUGUAGUAAUGGUAAGAGAAUUCUGCUCUGCAAAUUACUUUUUUUUGUUUUUGUCAAAAAGUGAACAUUGAAUUAUUGAUGGAGAAUUUGAAAAUUGUGGGCAAAAAUAAUGGAAUUAUUAACAAGUUCUGUGUUUUUUGGCUUUUUGGAACAAUGCUAAAGACAACAUUUCAUAAAAAUACUAUUUUUGUGAAAAAAAAUGGUUUCUGAAGGAUUUUUGCAAGCAAUGUCGGAAUUUUGUUUAUCUAUUAGUGUCGUCUUAAGAUAUUAUCUUGAAGCGAGAAAAUGACUCAACAUAAUUUUGUAAAUACAAAAAAAGAAAAUUACCAAUUAGAAGAAAAAUAGUUCUAAUGAUAAACAAUUAAAUUGAAAAUAUAUCCGAAUCAUAAUAAUUUAUAGGAACUUCUUCAUCUCCAUCGCCUUCAGCAACUUCUUCAUCUGCUCGACCAUUGACUAAUGGAAAUAAUAGCAGUAGUACAAAUCAUUUGUCGAAUUCAUCGACAGAAGCUUCACUUUCAUUCGGAUCUGAAUUACGAAGUAUUCCAUCGCCAUCUCCAGUUCCAAAUAGUGGUUCGUUUUUUUAAGAGUUACUGGUGUCCAAAAUUUGUUAUGGCACUGCUAAUCUGUUAAAAAUGUUUGGUCUAUGGAAACUUCCCAGAAAAUUAGCCGAAAUCAAAGCCCCUCUUUUUUUACAUAGUUAUUUUUCAUUUGAUAAUAAUUUCGUAGGCGCGCGACCGAUUAAAUAAUUUUUUUAAUAUAAAAUCGCAACAUUGUUCUUUUCUCUCAUUUUUCUCACACAAUGCUUUGAUUUCACAUAAGAUAAUAAAUUAUGAAUUGAUAAGAAAAGCUGCAAUGUUAUUCUUUCGAUUUAAAUGAUUGUAAAAUAAUUGGAAGUAGAUUUAUGACUCGAUGUUUUUUGCUAGAGGGAAACAUGUAUUUUGAUACGAGGAAUAUAUGACAAAUUUUUCAGAAAGUGCACCACAACUCAAAAAUUUAACUGGAGAUGCGCCAAAACUUCAUCCAAGAUCACCAUAUCCUCCGCCACCACCAGUUUUACCACAAAGAACAAAACCACCAGUUGUAAUUGCGACAAAUAAUGGAAUUACGAAUACUCCACCAGUUCCAGGAAAACGAGUUCCACCUAAAGUGCCGCCAAAGCCACAGGUAUGUUUUCUUCGUCCUUUCAAUAUUUUUCAGUAUUUCUCAAAAAAAAAAAACCAAAAAAACGCAUGAAUCUAAACGCAACCAAAAGUUUUUUUGCUUUUUUCUUCUUUCAUUCAUUUUCACUAUCAAUUGCAUAAUUAAAGAGAUUUGCGAAAAAAAGUUACAACAAGAUUGUAAAGUGUUUGUUGCCAGACACUACAAAAAACCACUAUUAAUCAAUGUUUGUUGAUUAGAAGACUGAGAAGUAUUUUAUCCAAAAUCUUUUGUCGGGCGGGUGAAAGUUUGGUUUAGAACGAUUCGGUUGUUAAAGUUAUAUGCCCUUUUUAUUGGAUUUUUCGAUAAUAAAAACGACAGGAAAAUGCGAGAUCUUUGAGUCUUGAAAGACACAUUGAUGAGGUUGUGAUAAAUAUGAUUCUGAACACACCAUGGCUAUAGUUAUAAUUUUAGAGUUCACUAGAUCAUUGUCACAUAAUGGAAUUUUUUCAACUCUACAAAAUUAAAUUUUAGUUUGUUUUUUCGAAAUUGUACUUUAGGAUUUUUAAAAAUUGUUCUUGAAAAUGGAAAAGUCUCAUAGCUUGUUAUUUCUACCUACCAUCCAGUUUCCUUCCUGUUAGAAUCAAUGUUAUAAGGAAUCAACACGUUCUAAGAUGUUAAUAUAACUCAUUUGCUUCAGUUUUUUCCACAGAAAAAUAUGAAAAGUAGAACCGAAUAUACCUGUUCAAUUACGUAUUUCUAUGUUCCACGUCGAAUCAAAUCAUCAUAUAUCAUUAUCGCUUUCAACAUUCCUCAUUACAUAACCCUCUAAUUAUUGUCAAUCACAAAAACACAGUAUCUUUUUGCAAAUCGAAUUAUCUUUCUUUUUUUCCUAUUCAUAUAUCCAAAUAUAGUUUCUUUUCAUGAUUUUUUGAUAUAUGAUUACUUGAUGAAACAACGAAUAUAAUAAUACAUACAUACUAUAUAAAUAAUAAUGAAAGUGUGAAAGUGAAGAUUCUGUUUGGUUUUUUCUCUCUUUCCUCUUCAACAGGUUCGACCCCCUGCGGCAGAACAGAAAAAAUAUAAUGAAGACGACUUACAUCUUCUAAUAUUCUUCUCUUUUUUCUGUAUUUAACGUUUAAGUUGUUUGCUUUCACGUUUCAUUUUUCCGGUUUUUGUUGAGCAGUUUUUGGAGCAUUUGUGGAAUAGUACAAAUAAGGAAAUUUCUUGUUCACAUGUUUUCUUUUCGAUUUAAAGAAUAUAUGAAAGGCCUCUUGUUUAUUGAUCAUUGACUCCAGUCCAGUGUCUCUUAUAGAAGCUAGUAAUAGUUGUUAUUCUGAUUUUUUAUUUGGAAUUUUUAAUUUUAUUCUUUCUCACUUGGAAAAUUUUAAUAAUUAAUGUUCAAAAUCCAGAUAAUAUAGAAUUAUAAUAAAAAUUUUCUUUCUGAGACAUUAGUAAGAUAUUGAUUAGAAAGAUAUUCUGCAAAUUUUUACAUUUAUUUUUGUGUAUUAUCUAGUUUUGUAGUACUAACAAAAUGAAUAAUAAUGAUGAUUAGGAUUAAUGAUGUUAUGUCAUUUGGUCGGCUUCUUUUUCCUUGUCCUUUUUUCUGUUCGUUUGAAGCUAAAACCCGAACCUGUCAUUAUUUUCACUUUUUACUUCGUUUUUUUUUCUGAAUAAACAUACGACUUAUUGUUAUUGUUGUGGUUUCGGAUCAUUCAUUCUUGAAUAUUGCUUUUUUUUUCGAAAAGAGUAGGUUCAAUCAAAUUUCGGUAACCAUCUGUUCUUUCUUUCUUUCUUGACCUCUUUCUAAUCGUACCUGUUUCUUUUAAAUUUACUAAAUGAAAUAUAAAGCAAAAUUAAUUUGUUCGAUAGUUAGUUACAUCGUUAAAUACGCUAGUAAAUUGUCGACAAAAUAUUUUUCUGACGCCCAAGGUUUUCUCUAUGAAAUCCAUAAAUUCGUACAACACAUAAUAGUAUAAUACGUUUUGAAAAGGUCAGAGAAGACACGCCCAGCUCGAUAACAUUCACUUAUUUCGUCUUUUUUUUCAAUUGUGAUUCACAAGUUUUUUGUCCGCUAUUAUGUAUUACUACAUGCAAUCGUGCGUACUUAAUUUCCUUUUUCUCUCGUUUUUUUUCAAUUAUUUCAAACUGUGUCGUAUUUUACAGAAUAGAAACAGAAAUAUCUUAUUGACAACAAGAAACAUCUGUUUUCACCUUAUUUUUCUUCCUCCAUUUAAUCCACCUGUUUAUAUUUGAUGAGAUUUAAAAAUGUUUCAACAACAGCAAAUGUUUUAUGAUUGGUAUCAGCCGAAACCAAUGAAAGUUGGUGUUUUAUCACCUUGGGGUGCUUACUUCAAUCAUAUUGGAAAUGAGCUUUUGGUUGGUUUUUAGGUUUCAAAAAUGAAAAAAAAAGUAUAUAAAAACUUUUGGUUGCGUUUUUUUGCGCGAUGAAAAUAUGCAGUAAGUUGUUAUCACUUAAUAUAGCCUUGAGAACUUAAAAAUUUUAUUAAAUGGAAAAAAAUGUUGCCUGUUCCCAUUUUUCCCUGAAUUGGCUUGCAUGUUUCUUGUCACGUUCAUAUACUUCUUCAGCAUUUAAAAAUCUCAUCAAAUUCAACACUUUCAUCAUCUGGUUCGUCUUCACCAAUAAAUAAUACAAAUACAACUUCAUCAGUUCGAAGUGUUGGAAAUUCAUUAUCAAAUGGAAGUUGUGCAUCAAAUACUUCAUCGGAAGCUGAUGUUCAACUUAUUUCAAAUGUAAGUUAAUUUUCAAUGUGCAUUUUUCUUUUUUAUUGUGAUGUAGAUUGUUCUAUUUUGCAUGUCACUUCUUCUUCUUCUCACUUAUCCCAUUUUUCUAUUUAUUUUUAUUCAAAUUUCAAUUAUAGAUAAAUAUAUUUAUCAUAUUUUUUCAGAAGGAAAACACGAAAAUUGUUGGAGAUGCAAAUGCGAACGAUGUUGAUCAAUUGCUUGUUGAAGAUGAACCAGUUAGAGUUCGACAACAACAAAAACAAAAAUUAACAGAUUCCGAGGUUUUGGAACAAUUGAGAGGAAUUGUCAAUCCAGGAAGUCCGAUUUCAAAAUAUGAAAUGAAGAAACAAAUUGGCCUUGGGUAUGUUCUUUAAAAAACCAGAACUUAUUUUUUUUAUUAUAAAAAAAUGUUUUUUUAGUGCAUCGGGAACUGUUUACGUUGCAAAUGUAGCUGGAACUAGCAAUGUUGUGGCUGUCAAACGAAUGGCAUUUAAAACUCAACCGAAAAAAGAAAUGCUUCUCACCGAAAUCAAAGUUAUGAAAAAAUAUCGUCAUCCAAAUCUCGUAAAUUAUAUCGAAUCAUAUUUGGUUGAAGCUGACGAUUUGUGGGUUGUAAUGGAUUAUUUAGAAGGUGGAAAUUUGACGGAUGUUGUUGUCAAAACAGAAUUGGAUGAAGGACAAAUUGCGGCUGUGCUACAAGAAUGCUUGAAAGCACUUGACUUUUUGCAUAGGUAAAAUAGAAAAGAAAGUGGAACAUCUUGUUUUGAGUUAUAAAUAGAUUGAGUCACUAAAAUAAUUUGAAGGACGUGGGAUUAGGACUAUAAUAUAUAAGCCCAAUAUCAGGAUAACUUUUUUCGAAAAACAUUAUUACUAGGAGAAAUACUGAACAUUUUAAAAAUUGAAAAAAGCUAAAUUUCAGAAUAGAAACUCAUCACAUCAUUGAAUUUUAGAACAUUCACCUUACAAAAAAACAUUUUUUUUUGCAGACAUUCAAUUGUCCAUCGAGAUAUCAAGAGUGACAAUGUUCUUUUGGGAAUGAAUGGAGAAGUUAAAUUGACUGAUAUGGGUUUCUGUGCUCAAAUUCAACCAGGUGCAAAACGUAACACAGUUGUUGGAACUCCAUAUUGGAUGUCGCCGGAAAUUCUCAACAAAAAACAAUAUAAUUAUAAAGUUGAUAUCUGGUCAUUGGGAAUUAUGGCACUUGAAAUGAUUGACGGAGAACCACCAUAUUUGAGAGAAACACCAUUGAAGGUAAUAAGAAUUCGAGAAUUUAUUAUUUUUCACAAUAAAUAAUGGUUUUAUAGGCAAUUUAUUUGAUUGCGCAAAAUGGUAAACCGGAAAUAAAACGCAAAAAUGAUUUGUCGCCAGAUUUUUUGGAUUUCUUGGAUAGAUGUCUUGUUGUCGAUCCAGAUGCAAGGUAAUUUUCAUUUUUUUCAAACUGAGCCAUAACAAAUUUCAACAAAAAUGUUCAUUUUCAGAGCUGACACUUCUGAACUUUUGGCACAUCCAUUUUUGAAACGAGCAAAACCAUUAUCAAGUCUUAUUCCAUAUAUUAAAGCAGUCAAAGAACAAUUGGGUGAAAGAAAAUAA
This is a messenger RNA of Caenorhabditis angaria, 6191 nucleotides long. The record is from the annotation of a GenBank genome assembly. NCBI's taxonomy places the organism in Eukaryota, Metazoa, Nematoda, Chromadorea, Rhabditida, Rhabditidae.